GCUAGUUAGCUUUCUAGCUAAAGGAUACGGAACCCGAAAACCAGGGCGAACAACGCAUUUUCUUUAAUUUGUUAACGUUUACUGAUACAACAAACGCGAUCAAUAAUCAGCGUUUGUUUACGGUUUGUAACGCGCGUGAAAACGUAGCUCUAUAUCGAGGGUAGCGUCGCAUUACCUUGCACCGGUUUUAUGUGAGCACAAAGGCCCACACAGCCCGCUGUUUCCAAGCAUGUAUCCUUGGGGUACUAACUACGGUGGUGGCCAUCAACCACCUUCGCAGCAGAACUUUGGUGCGCCGUCUCCUCAAGGCGAAGGCUUCGGAGGAGGAUUCGGGAGCCGCGGAGCCGCGGAGCCCGCAGCUGCACCCGGUUCGACUUUCAACAGCCUGCGGGAGCAGCAUCUCCAGCAGAUGCAGCAGCUGCAACAGCUCCACCAAAAACAGCUCCAAUCCGUGCUGCACCACGACAGGAACGUAGAUGCAAACCCCUAUGGCGGCGGUGGUACUGCGGCCGAAUCGUGGCAAGGCAGUCCGGGAUAUGGGUAUGGUUCAACGGGGCCCGGUGCCCCUUCCCCUUAUCAAGAUGAGUAUCAGACCAUACAAGCCGGUCCUCCCGGACCACAACAGCAGCUGCCGCCGCCGGUACCACCACAGUCCCCGCAGUCCAAGGAGGCCCAGCCUUCCGCACCAGAUUCGACCCUUCCGGUGCCCACUCAGAAUAAUGGUACUCCAGCGACUAAAGAGGUAAACAAGAAAGAAUCUUUGGCCUCGAAAGACCAGGCACAUUCCUCUGGGUCGGAGGAGGAAAAGCCCGAUUUUACGUCAAUGUCGUUGCAGGAGCAGCAACAGUACUGGUACAAGCAGCAUCUCCAGAAUCUGCAGAGGCUGAAAGCAGAGAAGGCCAAACAGGGUCUGGGUGAUGGCCCAACGCCCCGGCCCCACUCGGCUGCAGCCGCGCCUCCCCCUCCAUCGGAACCCCCUAAGAACGCCCCUCCACCACCCCCACCCAAAGAGGAGCCCCCACCACCACCUCCACCUGAGGACAAAACGCCUGCACCCCCAGCCCAGGACCCAGCAGAGGCGGCCCGGCUGCAGCAGCUCCAGAGUGCAGCGGCCCAGUGGCAGCAGGCCCAGCAGCAGAGAGCGGGCUACCAGUACCAAGCCCUGAUGCGGCACCAUGCUCAGCUACAGGCCAUCCUCAACCAGUACCAGCAGUGUAUCCAACAACCUGCACAUCUAGAGACGAUGGCUAUGGCCAUGCAGCUGAGUCACUAUGAGACGCAGCAGCAGCAGUUUGUACCGGUGUUUGCAGACUGGGGCCGCACCUUCAGCCAGUGGCAAGAACAGUUCCAGUCCUACCCACAUAAAGACCAGCUACAGGACUAUGAGUUACAGUGGAAACAGUGGCAGGAACAGAUGAACUCCACUUCAGCACACCUACAGGAGAGGGUCACCACCCUGCGAGCCAUGCAGCAACAGUACGGAGGCAGCGGUGGCGGUGGACAGUACGGCGCUGAUCAAUACAGUAGUAGUGACCAGUAUCGUAGUGGAGGGUACGGGAACCAAUAUGGUCAGUACCCACACUCUGGACCGGACUCGCAGAUUCAACAAGGUCACAUGGUGAGCCCGUCCAUGCCGUCCCAGCCAGGUAGCCAGCCCUCGUCCACCUCUGGAUCCAUGUUGCAGGGCCCUCGACCAGGGCAGCAAGGCCCCUCAAACGCCCAACGCAUGGGAACCCCCACAGGAGAACCACACCAAGGGCCUCAGGCAGAGCAGUGCAACCUGUCUGGACCUCCAGGGAGAGGCCCAGGAGGGGCGGGCCCAGGAGGGAGAGGCCCAGGAGGGGCAGGCCCAGGAGGGGCGGGCCCAGGAGGGGCGGGCCCAGGAGGGAGAGGGGCGGCCAGACCACCAGUUCCACCACCAGGACAGCCUCCACCCUACCAAAGCCUCAGAGGACCAAGGUUUGAUGGUCCGAGAGGGAACGGCCCGCUGUUUGACCAGCAGCAGCAAUCUGGUCAACAGCAGAGGUUUAAUGCUCCACCAGGCUUCAGGUUCAAUGAGCAGCGCCAGAGGUUCGACCAGCCUGGCCCCAGAGGACCAGGGCCUCGAUUUGGGCAGCAGGGGUCCCGGUUCGACCAGCCCCCGAGACAGAGCCCCCCUGGCCGCUUUGAAAGACCACCUGGUCCCCCAGUUCCCCAUAUAAGCCCACAGCCUAAACCAGACACGGGUAAAGACACACAACCACCACAGGGUAAGACUGAGACGCCAGCGGGCUCCAAGCCUCCUGGUAAUAAACCUACCGGGCCAGCGAAACCAGGAGCAAAACCGGAGGAUAUGUCAGAGGACAUGUUGGACUCACUGGACGGCUUCUUCGUCCAAAAGGACCCCAUCCCUCAGACGAAGGCAGAGGCUGACGCUGCUGCUGCUAGUAAGGGGUCCACCGCCAACAUGGAGAAGGUGAGCCCUACUGGUCCUGCCGGUGCCAAGUCCCAUGUGUCUACCGACGCCUCUGUGUCCCCGAAAACCGCUUCCCCCGCCAAGACCGCUUUCAAACCAGGUGGACCGGAUGGGCCAUUGAAGAAUAAUGUCAAUAACAGGCCUCAGGGUCCACCGGGGCCGAAGCCCCACGGACCGGAGCCUUCGAAGACAGACUCAAUGACCAACCAACCUCCUGGUCCUCCGGGGCCCAUGGGACGUGGUAGAGGGGGACAUGGCCAGCUGCUAGGGUCUGUCAGAGGAAGAGGGGAGGUGGAUUUAGGGAUGAGGGGAGGUAGAGGUCGAGGGGAGGCAGAUGGAGGGAUGAGGGGAGGUAGAGGACGAGGGGAGGCGGAUGGAGGGAUGAGGGCAGGUAGAGGACGAGGGGAGGUGGAUGGAGGGAUGAUGGGAGGUAGAGGACGAGGGGAGGCGGAUGGAGGGAUGAUGGGAGGUAGAGGACGAGGGGAGGUGGAUGGAGGGAUGAGGGGAGGUAGAGGACGAGGGGAGGCGGAUGGAGGGAUGAGGGGAGGUAGAGGACGAGGGGAGGUGGAUGGAGGGAUGCGGGGGCGAGGAGGAAGAGGUGGUCUGAGGGGACGUGGAGGAAAACAGCCCGGUAUCCCAGACUUCAGUCCCAACACUAUCACCCUGGGAGGUGGGAGGACGGAGGACGACAUGGAGGGUGUUCCUUACGACUACAGACCUCCACAUGAAGAGAUGAGAUCACAACAUGGAGGACCAGAGGAGGACUGGCAGCAGGACCCUUCACUGGAGAAACCUGAAGGUCCUCCUCUGCCUGAAGAGGAGAUGUGGGUCCCUGAAGAGCACUACUACCCUCCAGAGGACUACUACGAAGACCCAGGGAGAGGAGGUCCCCCUAUGGGGAGAGGAGAGCCUCUAGACGGGCACCACUGGGAGGAAGCAGACCCCCCACCUCCAGAGUACUGGGGAGAGGAAGGAGAUCCCUACUGGAUGGACCGGAGGCCCCCUCCUCAUGGCAUGAGAGGAGGCCCCCGAGCCCCCUUCCCUCCUGGACGUGGUCGCCCUCCACGCGGCCGACCCGGCUUCAUGCACCAGGGGGGUCCCAGACGCCCCCUUCCUCCUCCUCACGGAGCCAUGGACCCCCAUGACCCUCUAGGAUCCCCCAUGGGGCCUCAUGAUGACAUGGACCCUCUGGGACCCCCACUGCAUCGGGACUACAACCCCCGAGGGCCGACCAUACACCACGAUAUGAUGGAGCGAGACAUGAGGGGGCGGCCUCCUCCGCCUAGAGAGAUGAUGGACAGAGAUAUGAUGGGGCCUGGUGAUCCUCCAUACCACGACAUGGAUAGGGACCUUGGCUGGCCCCCGGGCCCAGGAAGACUCCCCAACCACGGCAGAGGCGGGCCAAGAGGUCCCCCUCCAUCUCCCCUUGAGAUGAUGCUGGAGCGAGGGGGGAUGAGGAGACGUCCGAUGGGCCCUCGGGGAGCCCCGAUGGGCAGGGGCCGGGGCAUGAUGCAGCAACCACCUCACCCACACGAGGAGAUGGAAGGGUACCCCCACGACCGGUACGGGGAGGAGUUUGGUGGUCCUGAUGAUGACGGGUAUGGAAGACCGCUACCACCACGUGACUGGCCAAACCGCCCGCCACAUGAAUACGAGCGUGAGGAGGAGUUUUAUCCCCAUGAGCAGCCUCCUCGUGGUGGGGAAUGGGACAGGGAGAGAGGAGGACCACUACCAGAGAGAGACUACCCUCCCUACCCUCCCCCAGGCCGCUUCAGAGAGGACGAGUGGACUGAUGAAAGGGACCAAGACCGUCCUCCAUACGCCUACGAGGGAGACCGAGAUCGUCCUCCAUACGCCUACGAGGGAGACAGAGACCGUCCUCCAUACUCCUACGAGGGAGACAGAGACCGUCCUCCAUAUGCCUACGAGGGAGAAGAGCACGGAAGAGGAGGCAAGCUACCAAGUCGCGACUACCCGGACGACCCUCCUUACCGGCACGAUGAAACCCCCUACUUGCCCCCUUCAGAGUGGGAGAGAUCAAGACCACCCCUUCCGGAGAGAAACUACCCCCCAGACUUUGAGGAGCAUAGGCUCCAUUACGACGGGCGAGCCGAGCCACCUAGAUCAGAUCUAGGUAUCCCUCCACCCACAACUUCCCAGGCCCUUGCUCCUCCCAGUACUGGACCAGACAGUUCCUCAGAACCAGCCUCACAGGGAACUGGACCGGGCAUACUGGCUCUGUCACAACGACAACAUGAGAUCAUCCUGAAAGCUGCCCAUGAGCUGAAGCUUAUCAGGUCUGUUUCUCUGGUACUGAACAGAGAAAUGCAGGAGAAUUUGACCGAGGGAGAGGCCCUAUCCAUCAUGUCUGACCCCAAGACGGAGCUCCCUGCUGGGCUACUGGGGCUGGAGAUACCCCCUGAGGUCCGGUGUGCGCUGCAGGCGACCAAUCUCAUUUCUAGCUCAACUGCUGCAAAAACAGUGAUGUGGGGAGACACCAAACCUCAAGAUACUGGGUACCUGUCCUCCGUUCCUCCAGUGCCCAACGCACCAGUCAUCCCGAAGACCGUCGACUAUGGACAUGGACAUGACCUGGGUGCUGCCACGGUGGAGCGAAUCUCUUACGGUGAGAGGAUUGUGUUGAGGCCUGAUCCCUUACCUGACAGAGAGAGGAGCUAUGAAAAAGAACUGCUGGGCCCCCUGAGAGAGAGGGACCCCUACCACAGAGACAUGUACUACGACAGACGACCUGUAGAUCCCUACAUGGAGCGCAGGGAGUACAGCAGAGAGAGGGAGAUGUACAGAGACAAAGCUCCCAUGGACUUUGAAAGAGAACGAUACGAGAGGGAGCGCUAUCCGCCUCGAGAUGACAGCAAAAACUUCAUGGAUAUUGAUGAAAGACAACCCCCAGGCCAUCCUCGCCCCGGCCCCCCACCUCCUCGCCCGGGCUACAGGGACAGAGACAUGAGGGAGAGGGAGGGCAACCGGACCAGUAGAGACAGAGAGGAUCCUUAUGGAAGGCCUGGGGGUUAUGACAGACCUCCGUUCGAGCGCGGGCCUGAACGUGGGCCUGAGCGCUACAACCAUGGUGACGAACGUGGGCCUGAACGCUACAACCACGGUGCCUCAACAUAUGGUGAACGGAGGAGUUACCCAGAGGAGAGAGGAGGAGGAGGCCCCACGUCGUCCCACCCUCCUCCCCCACCGACUGCUCCUCCUUCCAGAAUGGAGAAGAAACCGGAGACCAAGAACGUGGAGGAUCUUCUCAAACUGCCAGGCCGAGACACUCGUCCAGAAAGGAUCGUCAUCAUAAUGAGAGGCCUACCAGGAAGUGGAAAAAGCCAUGUGGCCAAGCUGAUACGGGACAAGGAGGUGGAGUGUGGAGGGGCUCCACCCAGAGUGCUGGGCUUAGACGACUACUUCAUGACGGAGGUGGAGAAGGUGGAGAAGGACCCAGAAACAGGGAAACGGGUCAAACUCAAGUGUCUGGAAUACGAGUAUGAAGCCGAGAUGGAAGACACGUACAGGAACAGUAUGCUAAAAACAUUCCGGAAGACCCUCGACGACGGCUUCUUCCCCUUCCUCAUCAUCGACGCUAUUAAUGACAGGGUUAAAUACUUUGAUCAGUUCUGGAGUGCUGCCAAGACUAAAGGCUUCGAGGUGUACUUGGCUGAGAUCACUGCAGACAAUCAGACUUGUGCUAAAAGAAAUGCCCACGGACGGAAGAUUAAGGACAUUCAAAAGAUGUCCAGUAACUGGGAGUCGUCUCCACGUCACAUGGUGCGUCUGGAUGUCCGUUCCCUGCUUCAGGACGCUGAUAUUGAGGAGGUUGAGAUGGAAGACUUAAAUCCUGAUGACGAGCCGCUGAUGGAGCCCAAGAAGGAGGAGGAGGAGGAAGAUAUUAAGGGUUACAUUCCACAAAGCAAAUGGGAGAUGGACACUUCUGAUGCCAAACUCGACAAGCUGGACGGCUUGGUGAUGGGGGGGAAGAGGAAGAGGGAGGGAGACGAUGUGGCAGGCAUGGAUGACUUUCUUCAGCUGCCGGACGACUACGCCACACGCCACUCUGAACCCGGCAAGAAGAGGGUUCGCUGGGCUGACCUGGAAGAGCAGAAGGAUGCAGAGCGCAAGCGUGAUAUCGGCUUUGUGGUGGGUCAAACGGACUGGGAGAAAAUCACAGACCAGAGCGGACAGAUAGCUCAGAGAGCUCUCAACCGCACGAAGUAUUUCUAAAAACACAAGAUCGUUGCCCUCACCCCGUGCUUCUUGAUUUAUAGGUCUGCAGACUGUGAAUAUGCUUAACCCGUUUCUCGAAAAACAAAGUCACGAAGACUACUCAUUCUACCUGUUGACUUUUAGGAGAUCCAUAGUUGUUUAUUCCAUUAUUAGAAUACAGGAUAGCUUUAUCUUGCGUUUAUAAAAAAAUAUAUAUAAUAAUAAUUCUUGAUCUUCAAUUUGAGUAUUUUUUGUUGUUUUUUCUUCAUCCUUUCAAUGGUAGAAUUCAUGCACCAGUUGAGCUUUGCUUCUCAUUUUAUACUGUAAUGUCUUCCUGUAUGUUAGCACUGUUGCUUAUUUUAUUAAAUAAACUGAAGAAACAAUAAAAGUUUCACACACACAAAACAA
Salvelinus namaycush (lake trout) is the source of this 7078-nucleotide messenger RNA. It is a transcript of the gene ylpm1, whose product is annotated as YLP motif containing 1. The record is from RefSeq and is a predicted model, not a curated record. Gene Ontology annotation, biological process: regulation of telomere maintenance. Lineage: Eukaryota; Metazoa; Chordata; Actinopteri; Salmoniformes; Salmonidae. The transcript is spliced from 23 exons. The coding region runs from base 230 to 6688 and encodes 2152 amino acids. Gene Ontology annotation, cellular component: nucleus.